This is a messenger RNA of Plasmopara halstedii, 816 nucleotides long. RefSeq lists its product as uncharacterized. NCBI's taxonomy places the organism in Eukaryota, Oomycota, Peronosporomycetes, Peronosporales, Peronosporaceae. Bases 1 to 816 code for a protein of 271 amino acids. The transcript is spliced from 3 exons. The record is from RefSeq and is a predicted model, not a curated record.
AUGGUUAAUCUUCGUCCGUGCUAUAUUAACCACAAGGUGGCACGUUACAACCGGACCACCCCACCAUCCAUUCGUCUGCAUCAAAAACAAUUAGCAGCAAAAAGAGCGGCUAAACAAGUGGAGACUACAACUUCAACGACCGAGGCUAUCCCUGAUACUGUAUCCAGGGAUUUGCCGACCGCACCUUUACACUCGUCUCUACGUCGGUCGCUUCAGGCGUCCCAGCCUGCAAUGAACGGACAGCCGUCUGAUACUGAUGACGCAAUUUUAACAUCGGACAACCCUCCAAUAUAUGAUGAUAGUGAUGAUGACUCCCAACAAGACCAAGUUGGUCUUAGAAAUAAUUCUGAUCUAAUGAAUAAAACAAUUAUUGUACCAGUUUCAUCACCCUCCGCCCCAGUAUGGACAAGAGCGGCUAAAAAUCGUCGAGCCUUAUCCGCUAUUGACAACCCGAACUCUGCGGACAUUUUCUCCAUAGAAUACGAGGUUAAGGACUUGGACUGCUCGACUCAAACCAAAAAGGUUGUAAGGCUUAAUUAUUAUAGCUCAUUGUGGCUUGAUGAUUUGGACUCUGAUACACCUCAAUGGCAUUUCGAUAUUGAAAUUCAUCAUUCAGAAAAUGAUGAUGUUUGUUUGGAGAGCACCCCACCAUACAAAGUUGGGUCUAUGACUCGGGGUGAACUUUUUGACUAUGUGGACUCCUUUUUAAAGAAAUUCGAAAGUCGACCCCCUCUGGACCAGUUAGCAGAUAUUGAGGCUGAUCCAGGACUUAUGCUGGGCAGCAGUGUGUCGAUUAUUGGCGUUCCUCCCAAUUGA